AUGCGGCGCGCGGCGCGCCGCACGGAACGCGCAGAGUUGACCCGCGCACGGCGCGUGACGUACGGCGCCGAGCGCACGCGCGCCGACCCCCUGGACACUGUCGACAUGUUCGACACCUGGCACGGCCAGUGGGUUACCUGCCCUAGCAUGCUGACCCGGCGGGCUGGCUGCGCAGCCGCGGUGCUCCCUGACGGUCGCCUGCUGGUGACCGGCGGCUACGAUCAGCAGGGCAUCGUGGAGGGCCUGCUGUGCAGCUGCGAGGUGUUCGACCCCGCGUCGCAGGUCUGGAGCAAGAGCCCCGCCAGCCUGCAGCGUGCGCGCUGGGGCCACGGCUGCGCCGUCCUAG
Molecule: messenger RNA, 346 nt
Organism: Prorocentrum cordatum
Lineage: Eukaryota; Dinophyceae; Prorocentrales; Prorocentraceae
Source: the annotation of a GenBank genome assembly